Molecule: messenger RNA, 1326 nt
Organism: Gossypium raimondii (Peruvian cotton)
Lineage: Eukaryota; Viridiplantae; Streptophyta; Magnoliopsida; Malvales; Malvaceae
Exons: 6
Coding region: 217-1074 (285 amino acids)
Source: RefSeq, a predicted model, not a curated record
GAUUCAAAAAUCAGUAGAGUAGCAGCUACUCUACCUUUUCUUUUUAUUAUUAUUUAAAAAAAUUCAAAUGUAUAAAUACAUUGAUGAAAAUCCAUGAAAAUUUAAACGAAAAGGGAAAGGGUGAGAUCGAAUUUCAAAGCAAAAGGCAGAAAAAGAAAGUUCCAGAUCAAGAGAUUUUCAAGUGUUUGGACAGUUUUGAGAGUGGGAGGGAAAAAAAUGGAGAGGAGCACUCCAGUUAGGAAGCCACAUACUUCUACAGCAGAUCUGCUCACUUGGUCUGAGACUCCUCUGCCGGACCCCGCCACCUCCGCCGCUCGCUCCGUCCGACCUCACCAGCCGUCGGAUGGGAUCAGAAAAGUGGUGUUUGGAGGCCAAGUAACUGAUGAAGAAUUUGAAAGCUUAAACAAACGGAAACCUCCUUCUGGAUAUAAAAUGAAGGAGAUGACUGGUAGUGGUAUUUUUGCAGCCAAUGUAGAAAAUGAUGAGUCCGAACCAGGCAGUGCCAAUCCUGCUUCAAACAACAAGACGGGAUUACGAAUGUACCAGCAAGCACUAGCUGGAAUUAGUCACAUUUCUUUUGCUGAGGAAGAGACUAUUUCUCCUAAGAAGCCAACUACUCUUCCUGAGGUGGCAAAGCAGCGUGAGUUAAGUGGAACGCUAGAAAGCGAAGAUUCAAAGUUGCAGAAGCAGCUCUCAGAUGCAAAGUGCAAGGAGCUUAGCGGACACAACAUCUUUGCACCCCCACCUGAAAUUUUGCCGAGACCAACAACCGUACGUGCGUUGGCAUUGAAGGACAGUUUCGACUUGGGAGAAUCUCAUACACAUAAUUCGAGCGAUGAGGCCAGGGUUAAGACAGCAAAGAAAAUUCCUAAUCAGAAAUUGGCUGAGCUUUCGGGUAAUGACAUAUUUAAGGGUGACGUUCCGCCAGGUUCUGCCGAGAAGCCACUUAGUAUGGCGAAAAUGCGGGAGAUAAGCGGCAGCAACAUCUUUGCUGAUGGAAAGGUUGAGUCUCGAGACUACUUUGGUGGUGUUCGCAAGCCCCCAGGUGGUGAAAGCAGCAUUGCUUUGGUUUAACUUAGGUCUAACCCUGUCAGUUUGCAGUUGUUUCCGGGUGUUUUUCGGUUAUGUCUUCAAUGGGGUGUGAUUAUAUCAUUUGACCUUUUUUUUCAAUGGGUUUUGGUAUUUAUGUUUUAGGUUAUAACAUGUCAAAUUGAGCUAUGGACCGUUGCUAAUUGCAUUGUUUGUCUAUAGUCUUUGUGUUUUUCAGUCCCAAUUUAGUAAAGGUCUUGGGCUGUUGCAGAUUUAAUUUUAUUGCUCUUUUUGGUA